This is a messenger RNA of Helianthus annuus (common sunflower), 2771 nucleotides long. RefSeq names its product presequence protease 1, chloroplastic/mitochondrial. Gene Ontology annotation, biological process: protein processing. The record is from RefSeq and is a predicted model, not a curated record. Gene Ontology annotation, cellular component: chloroplast; mitochondrion. Gene Ontology annotation, molecular function: metal ion binding. Lineage: Eukaryota; Viridiplantae; Streptophyta; Magnoliopsida; Asterales; Asteraceae. Bases 129 to 2378 code for a protein of 749 amino acids. The transcript has 12 exons.
CACUGCACUUAGAAAGUUGAGGGCACUAGGUGUUUUUCCAUCUCCUCACCAAAAUAGCUAAAACCCCAAAACCCACCGCCCAUACAAGGCCUAGGUUUCCACUCCGCAUCUCGCCGCCGUGAACCGCCAUGGCCUCUCCACUCACAAAACUCCUCCUCAAAUCCACCACCGGAAACCUCAUCCUCCGCCGCGAACUCCGGCGAGCCAAAUCCGACUCCACCACCAAAAUGCAGAUAAUGAUUCGAUCGUUCGAGUCAAUCGACAAAAACCUUCACUGGCAGCUUCCACCGGACACUCGUAAGAUCGGACUACCGUCAACGAGAUCAUUAUUCACCGUGUUAAAAUCACCUCAUGUUCAUAAGAAGGCGAGAGAACAGUUUCAAAUGAAAAUCAACAAGGAGAUGCUUGUUAUGGAAACGAAACGGCAUGAAUUGCAGAAGAAGUUCUUCUGGCUGAAACGACAGCGUAUUUUUGGAGCUCAGUUUGAGAUCCUAUUUUCGUUCAAAACGCGAUUGGAUAAACAGAAGUUGCAGAGUGUGCUUCUGGAGUCUGGAUCUAAACCUCGAGUGAAGGAAGGUUCUGGAAGCGAUAAGGUUGAAGAACGUGAUGUGUUGAAGGCGAUUAGUUCGUUGUUACGUGACGGUUUGUCUUCCGAGGGUUUGGAUUGUUCGGUUAAUGAGAUUGAGGCUUCUGUUGAUGGAAUCAGUGGUGGAUUGUUUCCUCAUGGAGUUGCUAUGAUGAUUCCUUCCGUUGCGAUGCCGGUUCUGAAAGCUAGAGUAGACAGUGAAGGAUCAAAGGCUUCAUCUGGUCAAUUGAUAGAAAAGUUUAUUUUGAAUAAUCCUCAGCGUCCAGCUGUUGAGCUCCAGUCUAACGAAUCAGUAGAGAAAUAUAACUUUGAAAAACUCAGAGUAUCCAUGACUGAAAAUGAUCUUACUGAAUUGUCUCGUGUGACACGUGAUCUACAACUCAACCCUCCAAAAGUUCAAAAAGCUGUUCCAAACUUAUCCGUGCAGAACAUUAAGAAAAAACAUAUGGAAACUCCGACAGAGGUUGGAGAUAUCAAUGGGGUAAAAGUAUUGCAGCAUGAACUCUUUACGAAUGAUGUUCUGUAUGCUGAUUUAGCGUUUGAUAUGACUUCACUUAAGCCUGAGCUUCUUCCGCUAGUUCCACUUUUUUGUCAAUCAUUACUUGAAAUGGGUACAAAAGAUCUGAACUUCGUACAGCUUAAUCAGUUGAUUAAAGAAAAGACAGGUGGAAUAUCAAUAUACCCUUACACGUCAUCAAAGCAAGGUUCAAAGGAUCCUGUUAGUUAUAUAAUGGUUCGAUGCAAAGCCAUGUCAGCAAGCACUGAAGAUUUGUUUAAUCUGAUAACGUGUGUUCUAAAAGAAGCCGAAUUCACAAAUCAAAAGCGUUUCAAGCGGUUUGUCUCGCAAAGCAAAGCAAGAUUAGAGAAUCAAUUAAGGGAUGGUGGUCAUCUUCUUGCAGCUGCACGGCUAAAUGCAAAGCUAAAUCAUGCAGGAUGGAUUGCUGAACAAAUGAGUGGUAUCAGUUACUUGGAAUUCUUGAAAGAUACGGAAAAGAAAAUCGAAGAACAGUGGAGUGAAAUUUCUGUUUCCCUUGAAGAGAUUCGAGGAGCCAUGCUCUCCAAGAAAGGCUGCCUUGUAAAUCUCACUUCUGAUGGAAAAAACCUUAAAAAUGCUGAGAAAUACGUACGAAAUUUCCUUGACUUUCUUCCAACUACUUCCCCGCUUACCACAUCGUCUAUUUCAAAUGCACUACUUUCGUCUGAGAAUGAAGCAUUUACGAUACCUACCCAGGUAAACUACGUCGGAAAAGCAGCUAACAUCUAUGAAACUGGUUACCAACUUAAGGGGAGUGCUUAUGUUAUAUCUAAAUAUAUAAGUAAUACAUGGUUGUGGGAUAACAUUCGAGUUAAUGGUGGGGCGUUUGGAGGCUUCUGUGAUUUCAACACUCGUUCAGGAGUUUUGUCAUUCCUAUCGUAUCGGGAUCCUAAUUUAUUGAAGACACUAAAUGUAUACGAUGGAACAUCGGAUUUUCUACGUCAACUUGAGAUUAAUGAUGAUGCUCUUAAAAAGGCCAUUAUUGGGACUAUUGGUGACCUAGAUUCAUACCAACUACCUGAUGCCAAAGGCUAUACUAGUUUAUUGCGAUACGUAUCAGGGGUUUCGGAAGAAGACCGACAAGCAAGACGUGAAGAGGUGUUAUCAACAAGGCCGAGCGACUUUAAGGAAUUUGCGGACGUAGUUGAUGCCAUCAAAGAUAAAGGCGUGGUUGUUGCGGUGGCAUCGGAACAUGAUGUUGAUGCUGCAAACAAGGAAUGCUCAAACUUGUUUCAAGUGAAGACAUCCUUAUUAUAAGGUCUUCUUUUAAAAUCAUUGUUUUCUUCCUUGGGUUACUAGUUAUAGCACGUCUCGAAAGCAUGCGGCACAUAAUGGUCUGCGUUUAGUAGACAUGGCAGCCGUUCGGGUUCAGGUCAAUUUUGCCGCAUUAAUCGACAGUUAUUCAAGUGAUAUUUGUAAACAUUAUAUGUAGCUUUUUUUAUUUAUUUUUUUAUUUUGGGCUUUUGGAGGUAGCCCUUAGAUUGGGAAGGGAAAGAGCCUUUUGUCAGUUGGGCCUAACUAAAAACCUAUUCUUCACAUUGUCGUUCGUGUAGCCCAUUGGGUUUCUUGCUGUUUUGGACCUUUUAUGUUGUCAUAAAAUGAUCCUGAUCGGUUCUAAUUUAGAUCCAUUCUUAAAAGAUUAUUUCUAUA